GGAGGUGGAUAGACGACGAUGAUCCAACUACUACCAUACACUAUAGUCCUAGUCCUAAUUAUUGCGCCGUGUCUCUAACUCUCUGCGUGGCUGCUUCUUAAUUCUCACGAGCUAGCUACCACCGCCAACAAACUCGAUUGAUCAUCCGUCCAGGUCCAUCCAUCAAGGAAGAAGGGUAGCUAGGGAGCUUCAGGCUUCAGCUGGCAGGCAUGGCGAAGCCGGACACGGCGGAUCUGGACCCGGUGAUGCACGCGAUGGGGUUCGAGCUGGACACCGUGUCCCCGUCGCUGCUCGCCGGCCGCCUCCCCGUCACGACGCGGUGCUGCCAGCCCUUCCGGGUGCUCCACGGCGGCGUGUCGGCGAUGAUCUCCGAGGGCCUGGCCAGCAUGGGCGCCCACAUGGCCUCCGGGUUCCGCCGCGUCGCCGGAGUGCACCUCAGCAUCAACCACUUCCGCAGCGCCGCCGUCGGGGACCUCGUGCACGCGCGCGCCGUCCCCGUCCAUAUCGGCCGGUCCACGCAGGUGUGGGAGGUGAAGCUGUGGAAGGUGGACCCUGAGUCGCCGGAGAAGAAGACGCAGAUCGCCGAGUCCAGGGUGACGCUGCUCUGCAACCUGCCCGUGCCGGAGAACCUCCACAACGCCGGCGACAAGCUCAAGAAGUACGUCACUGACGCUGGGCCUGCAGCUCCGGCUCCUCCAACCAGCAAACUGUGACUAAGUAUCGAUCUCCGCUGAACAUCUUAUUUUGACCUCGAUUGGAGUCAAAUUAUGCAAGUCAAUAAUCGACUCGAUUGCAGAGCUCUCUGAAGCGUGUGCUCUGUUUUGUUCUUCGAUCCCAACAAUAUCUCCUUUUCUUUUAUCUCUAGUUGAUAAGAUAUAUUUGGCGUC
Lolium perenne is the source of this 887-nucleotide messenger RNA. RefSeq names its product 1,4-dihydroxy-2-naphthoyl-CoA thioesterase 1. Lineage: Eukaryota; Viridiplantae; Streptophyta; Magnoliopsida; Poales; Poaceae. Gene Ontology annotation, biological process: phylloquinone biosynthetic process. Gene Ontology annotation, cellular component: peroxisome. Gene Ontology annotation, molecular function: 1,4-dihydroxy-2-naphthoyl-CoA thioesterase activity. The record is from RefSeq and is a predicted model, not a curated record.